AUGGGCGUCGCGGAGAUUGCGAAGAAGGUCGACGCCCUCAAGGCCGAGCUCGCCGCCAAGUCGUCCCGCAUCGCCGACCUGGAGGCUAGGGUCUUGCUCCUCGAAGCCGAGAACGCGCGCUUGAGGAAGGCCAUGUCUGAGGGAGUUGCGGUGAACCGUAGAGGCAAAAAGGGUCCAACCUUUGGUCGAUUGGAGGAGGGUCUCGGCGGAAAAAAGCAAAAGUCAGGCGACAUCGUUGGAGGGCAUGCGAUGAAUGAUGUCAUAGAGGUCAGCGACGGCGAGGAAGAGGGGAUGGCUGUGGGUGUCAACAACGGGGAGAGCGGGGAGGAGGGCGUUCCUCCAGUCCCGACUCCUAGCAAGUGUGCGGUGCGGGUGGUGACCAGCAAGAGGGGUGUUGCAGACGAGAUUAAGGACGCCGAUGGAGGUGGUGGACGAGACCAUGGGAGAGUUCGGUGUGAUGGCAAUUUGAUUCUGGAUGACGAUGAUGUUCUGAGCACGCCGCGAGGCAAGAAGCGUGCAGCGACACGGGUAAUCAGUGACAGUGAGAGUGAGGAUGAAGAUGAGAAUGGUCAAGGGCAUGGAGAAGGGGAGGUGCGUGUUACAAGCAGCAGGAAACGUGCAUUGCGUGGAGUCAGUGACAGUGAGAGUGAGGAUGGCAGUGAGGGUGUUCGUGUGGUUAAUCAAAAACCUGUUUCACCUCUAAUUAUGACAGGGAUUGAGAGUGAGGAUGACGAUGGUGAAUUAUAUCAGAUGGAGGGGCGUUCUACUCCGGCAACAAGGCGCUUGGCUCGGUUAACUAAAGGUCAAUCAAAGAGGAUGCGACCUACACGUCGGGAACUUGAGUUUUUUGAACCCAAGAAGCAUGAAGAGAGCGAGGAUGAUUCAGAAGAGGAUGAUAAUAUGGAAAAUUUUAUAGUAGAUGAUUCAGAUUGUUCAGAAAACUCUGCUGAUUCUGUUGAAGAAUCCUCUGCUGGACCAGAAGAGUCUGACAACGAGGAAACUUAUAAAGAUCUUAUGGGUAGGAUACGCGGCAAAAGGAAUGCCAAGAAUAAGGAUUGGAAGAUUGAGCCAGAGAUGCUAUCAGCAUUUGAUGAAUACCCUGAACUUCGCCUGAAAGCUGUUUGUGCCCUCUAUCGAAAGCAGACCCAGGAAGAACAGGCAGAAAAAGCUACUAUCAUGCACAACAAAAAAGGAUUUAACCAGAUAGAUGCCCGAAGGGGUUCUCACAUAGCGCAGUUUCUUCUGGAUGGUGAUGCUGCUGGGCCGCUUAAGAAGACUGCACAAGACUUGGAAAAGUACGAUUGGUAUGCUCUUGAGUUCUGUCACAAGAUGGCUUUACGUUACUCGAAGCAGUUGUUUGCAAUAUAUCAGAAUAAGGAGGACCCCUACUUUCCAUGA
Triticum turgidum subsp. durum (durum wheat) is the source of this 1398-nucleotide messenger RNA. The record is from the annotation of a GenBank genome assembly. Lineage: Eukaryota; Viridiplantae; Streptophyta; Magnoliopsida; Poales; Poaceae.